Messenger RNA from Monoraphidium neglectum, 495 nucleotides. RefSeq lists its product as hypothetical. Bases 1 to 495 code for a protein of 164 amino acids. The transcript is spliced from 3 exons. NCBI's taxonomy places the organism in Eukaryota, Viridiplantae, Chlorophyta, Chlorophyceae, Sphaeropleales, Selenastraceae. The record is from RefSeq and is a predicted model, not a curated record.
AUGCUCGGCGACCCCGAGCUCGACGUCUUGGCAGGGAUUCUAGUGAAGUUUUGCAGGCGCAAAGCCGGUGGACGUGGAGGCCUGAGCUGCAAUGUCACCAGCACGGCCACGGCGCUCGGCAUCAGCCAGGCAGACGCCAAGGAGGCACUGCGCCGCGCGGCCACGGCCGCCGCGUGCCAGCUGCGCGAGGCGGACGCGCUGCGGCUGCUGCUGCAGCACCACGCGCCCGCGCGCCUGGAGUACCCGCGCGCGGCGUGCCCGGCGUGCGGCGCGCUGGAGAGCCUGACGGUCAAACGGCUGUGUCACGCGGCGAUCUUGACCGCGCAUCACGAGCUCGCGCCCUGCCUGGAGGUGGUGCAGUCCUGCACAGCCUGCGGCGCCCACGUGUACCCGCGGCACUACACCCUCAAAAAGGGCUCCGCGGCGGCCCGGGCGCGCCGUGUGGUAGCCCUGGCCAUCGAGGAGCUGCCCUUCAUCGAGGCGGUCCAGGGGUGA